UUGGGAUCUGAUCGAGACCGAACCCGGACGCGUCAUGGACUGAUCCGAUGGCAGGAGCGGUGCCCUUAAAGUUUAUGUAACCCCGCCUCGUUUGUCGUGUCUUCUCCCAUUCACCAUCCCCUUCCCGACAUCUGAAGCGGGAGCAUCCAGCACGAUCUACCGUAUCAUUCAUCGAGAGCGGCAACGACCAGCACGGCUCCAACCAAGAUGGCAAUCCUCACCGGCUACCCGGGGCUUGAGGUUACCAUCGAAGUUGAUGGCCAGCGCGCGCAAGAGUACGAUGCCCCCGCAGACGAGGUUGAAGCCCGCGCCAAGGAGAUUGACUUUCACUCAAUUACACAUGUGCCUAUUCAAGAAUCAGGAUCUCCCUAUACCAUCAAAUACAUUGAGGCCAAGCCCGGAAAACCUUUUGUAUUCAAAUUGGAUUCUACCAACUUCUCUAUUCCAAGUCACGAUGGCAAGACACACAUGAUCGAAUACAAAUGUUUUCUGGACGGGAUUCCUACCAGCUUUCGCAGGCUUGCUUGCGGCACCAUGAACAUGAGAGGUUCUUACACGUCUGGUAACAAUGAGUCGGGCUGGAAACGCCACAAGUUCCAGUUUUCUACUCUCGAGUUAGUGGAAGGAGCAGCUGAGACACAAGGAGAUCGGACAAAGGAAUAUGGCACACUUUCAGUCAAGUUAUGGCAUGCCAUUGACUUAUGUCGCACAUCAAUUAGAAUGGCUGUUGAUGACCCCGUUCCUGUUCAGUCUGUCUCCGAGACGGUAUUGAAGGGAAAAUCAGUGGAUAGCAAGGUCCAUUUUAAGUCGGAGCCAUACAUUUCUGCUUCAAAGACAAGCGGCAGGUUUGAUUUCGUUGACCCAGAUCGACGACCAUUUGCGAUCUUCGAGUUCAGAUACCGAACAAUGGAGGGCCUUAUGUCCGAGGGCAUCGUUCCGCGCCCUGUCAAGAAUGAGGACGACAAAGUCAUUGAUCUCGAAGAUGCGCACCAGGUGAGCCACUCCAACUCUAGUAGCCAAGUUUGCCGGUAUUUACGGAGUACUUGA
Molecule: messenger RNA, 1047 nt
Organism: Neurospora crassa OR74A
Lineage: Eukaryota; Fungi; Ascomycota; Sordariomycetes; Sordariales; Sordariaceae
Exons: 4
Coding region: 208-1047 (279 amino acids)
Source: RefSeq, a predicted model, not a curated record